This is a messenger RNA of Trifolium pratense (red clover), 1898 nucleotides long. Its product is annotated as probable galacturonosyltransferase-like 1. The record is from RefSeq and is a predicted model, not a curated record. Gene Ontology annotation, cellular component: Golgi apparatus. NCBI's taxonomy places the organism in Eukaryota, Viridiplantae, Streptophyta, Magnoliopsida, Fabales, Fabaceae. Gene Ontology annotation, molecular function: glycosyltransferase activity.
CCAAAGAUACAUACUUACUUACUACUUCCUAGCAUCUCUCUCUCUCUCUCAAACUCAACAAAAUUAAUCUCUCCCUUCCUUCUCAUGAAAUGCUCUUAUAGAUCAAUCAAAUAACCAAACCAACCAUAACAUCAAAUCAUCACUUAUAUAUAUACCAACCAUAACAUAACCCAUUAAAUAUAUUACCAUUACCAUGCUAACAUUAAAAUCCAUACUCUUCACCAUUUCUCAUUUCUAUCUUCAAACUCUCUUAUUCUUAUUUCUCUUCUCUACUAAUCAUGUCACAUGCACCACCACCACCGCCGCCACCACCACACAGCUUCAAACAAGCACCAAAAUUCUACAACUCACCAAACUGCCCCACCAUAACCUCCCUCACAUGCUCCGACGAAGCAGUCCACGUAGCAAUGACACUAGACAUCAAAUACCUCCGUGGCUCCAUGGCCGCAAUUCUCUCCGUUCUCCAACACUCUUCCUGUCCAGAAAACACCAUCUUCCACUUCGUAACCGCCGCAUCAAAAACAACCUCCACCAUCAUCCUCAACACUACACUCACUAACUCAUUCCCUUAUCUAAAAUUCCAAAUCUACCCCUUCCAAGACGACGUCGUAUUAGGUCUAAUCUCAACUUCAAUCCGUUCCGCACUCGAUUGUCCUCUCAACUACGCGCGAAAUUACAUGUCUAACCUUCUGCCGAAUUGUGUUCGCAAAAUCGUUUACCUUGAUUCCGAUCUUAUUCUCGUUGACGACAUUGCAAAACUUGCGAAAACGAAUCUCGGAAACGACGCCGUUUUAGCUGCGCCGGAAUAUUGUAACGCGAAUUUCAGUAACUAUUUUACACCUACGUUUUGGUCCAAUCCGUCGUUAUCGUUAACGUUUGCGACCCGGAAGGCUUGUUAUUUUAACACCGGAGUUAUGGUGAUUGAUUUGGAGCGGUGGAGGAUCGGAGAAUAUACGAUGAAGAUUACUGAAUGGAUGGAGCUUCAGAAGAGAAUGAGGAUCUAUGAGCUUGGUUCUUUGCCGCCGUUUUUGCUUGUUUUCGCCGGGAAAAUUGUUCCGGUUGAUCAUCGGUGGAAUCAGCAUGGGCUUGGCGGUGAUAAUUUUCGUGGGCUUUGUAGAGACUUGCAUCCGGGCCCGGUGAGUUUAUUGCAUUGGAGUGGGAAAGGUAAACCGUGGGCCAGGCUUGAUUCUAACCGUCCUUGCCCAUUGGAUGCUUUGUGGGCCCCAUAUGAUCUUCUUGAAACACCCUUUGCUCUUGAGGCCUAAGCCCAAGCCCAAACCCGUAUCAUAAUUUACAGUUUUUUUUAUCUCCAUUUUCUAUUCAAAAAAUUAAGUUAUCUCUUAUUUUUUUAUUGGAGUAUAUUUGAUAUCACGAUGGAUUUAUCAAAAUCACAUAUCAAAGUUUUUUCAAAAUUCCAGUAACUUGCUGUGAUUUUGCAAAAUUUACUAUUAUAACAAACAAGGGUAUGUAUUACGGCAGCUUGUCAUUGAGGAGUUGGCGCUAAAGUCACUCACGGCUUAGUUUGCUAUUUAUGACUAGUGUUGUAUUUUGACACUAUAAUAUAUAUUCAAAAUUACCGUGGUUCAAUGUGAUUUCGCAUAACUCAUGAUGAUAAUUGGUAUAAACAUGUGUAUGUAAUGUGGCGGUUUGCGAUUGGGGUGUGGCGGCUUGCAAUUGCGGAGUUGGCGCUUGAGUCGCUCGUGGCUUGGCUUGCUAUAUAUGGCUAGUGUUGUAUUACAGUAGUACUGUACAUUCAGUUAGUUGAACUGUGGUACGUUUUUCUUCUUUCCUCUUUUGAUGAAGUGAGUAAUUGUUGUUAGCCUUACAAUGAAUAUAAUGGAAGGGAUUUUUAUGUAUUACUAUAUCAGAAAUUAAUUUUGUUUUUGCAUUGUCCUUUA